Messenger RNA from Oppiella nova, 564 nucleotides. The record is from the annotation of a GenBank genome assembly. Lineage: Eukaryota; Metazoa; Arthropoda; Arachnida; Sarcoptiformes; Oppiidae.
ACUUACGAUUUUGUUUUGACUUUUAUUUCAUUAAUUCAUUGAUUUGUAAAUCCAAUGAAAAUAAUGUUUGUCUCAAAACUAUUGAAGUUAUGUUUGAUAGCAGUAGUCAUAGCACUCAUUGACAACAACUGUUUCUGUGAUACGAUAGCCUCUGAUGAUGGGAACAGCACUUCCAGUACUUCCAACACAUCGCACACCAUGAAAGACAAGCCGUAUGUCCACAGAAUCCAAAUGACUAAUGGAUUUGUUAUGAGAUCUCUGUUUGUGGUUAUGGUCAUAUCGAUGUCGGUGUCAUUGGUUUGCAUUCUUCGGGUGUAUUGUUCGGGCAAACGAUGCAAACGAAUGAAGACAUCGAAAGAGUGUCUCAAUUAUGACUCAUUGCCCACGACUGCCAUCAAUGAGUCGCUCCCGAAGAAUGCGUUCGUUCUCAACGAUUCCGACGACGAAGAGGUCUCACUGUACGACUCGAGUCACCAUCUGAUCAAAUGAGUGUCCAAUCCAUCCAAUGAUCUCAACAUAACUCUUGUCUUAAUACUAAUAUUUAGUCAUUAUUUUUGAUACAUU